CUCAGUGCUACAUCGAUGGAUGGAUGGAUGUCAUCUUCCUCCUUUUGCGUGAAUCGAUUCUUUCUGCAUGAAUGGAUUCUUGAACAAACUAUAAGCAUUCUGAUCACCGUCCAUCAGCUAUCCAACGGCCAGAAAUGUGCAGCUGUCGUGGCUAACGCACGUCACAUUCGUUUCCUACGUGACACAUCUUCUUAUCUUAUCCUCGCGCGCCUCUUUUCUUCCCCUCUGCCGUCGCCAACACCGAGCCAGGGAGAGCAGAGCAUCCGAGAAACACUCAGCGCCAUGGCCAUGGCUUCCACCGCUCUCUCCUCGGCCCUCUCCCUCCUCCACGCCAAGCCCGCCACCACCUCCCUGCGCCGACCACACCCAUUCUUCCCCAUCCACGGUCGCCGCCCCUCCGUCGCCGUCGCUUGCACCUCAACCGCCGCGGCCUCCCCGAAGGUGCUGGAGCUGGGGGACGCCAUCGCGGGGCUGACCCUGGAGGAGGCGCGCGGGCUGGUGGACCACCUGCAGGAGCGCCUGGGCGUGUCGGCGGCCGCGUUCGCCCCCGCCGCCGCCGUGGCCGCCCCGGCCGGAGCGGCGGCCGAGGUCGAGGCGCCCGCGGAGCAGACGGAGUUCGACGUGGUGAUCGAGGAGGUGCCGAGCAGCGCCCGCAUCGCCACCAUCAAGGUGGUGCGCGCGCUGACCAACCUGGCGCUCAAGGACGCCAAGGACCUCAUCGAGGGCCUCCCCAAGAAGCUCAAGGAGGCCGUCGGCAAGGACGAGGCCGAGGACGCCAAGAAGCAGCUCGAGGCCGUCGGCGCCAAGGUCACCGUCGCCUGAGCCUGACCUUGACGACGUUGCUGCUACUCCUACAUUGCUACUAGGAAUUCCAUAAUUUUACCAAAUUUUUCCUUGUCGAAAAGACAUUUUCUCUUGUGUAAUUGUAAUUGUAUCCGGCCAGUUGCAAGAUCUUGCGUCCUUUAUAUACUCUGUUUCUUGCUC
Messenger RNA from Aegilops tauschii subsp. strangulata, 984 nucleotides. Its product is annotated as large ribosomal subunit protein bL12c. Gene Ontology annotation, biological process: translation. NCBI's taxonomy places the organism in Eukaryota, Viridiplantae, Streptophyta, Magnoliopsida, Poales, Poaceae. The record is from RefSeq and is a predicted model, not a curated record. Gene Ontology annotation, cellular component: ribosome. Gene Ontology annotation, molecular function: structural constituent of ribosome; mRNA binding.